AUGGAGACGGAUGUUGAGCAGGAGCUUCUCUGCGUGGCGGCGGAGCUGGAAGAGGUCGAAGGUGAGCUCUUCCGCUUCUCUUUCGUCUUUCUUCCUCUUUUCCUUUGCCGCUCUUGCUUUCUCUGGGAGCGACGGGAAGAUCGGGGAUCUUCGGCUCCUGGCGAGUCCUUCUUCCCUCCGGUACUGUUUAAUUUGGCUUCUGGGUGGUCAUCGUAGUACAUCCGUAGCGAGACGUCUUCUUUUCUCUCGGAGGAGGUCAGGUGAGGUGAAAAAUGUGGCGAGGAGGGAUGCUCCGCUGCUUCUGUGGCCAUUAUUUCUUCUCUGGAUUUCAUCUGAACAUUUUUUUCUAUAAGAAGGACGAGAAUGGUGCGGGUUUGAUCCCAGCAGGCGCCUUCGCUGCUCUUGUUGUUGGAGGACGCAUGAAGAGCUGUGCUUGUUAUGGCGACAAGCAACAAGGAAUGCUUAGAGUAUCUUAGGUGAUUUAGUUUGUCUGGUUCGUUUUAAUUUUUCGAGCAAUAACGAAAAAAAAUCGAUGCUAAAAGCCUGAGAAAUGAUGCAGUUAAUCCAUAACCUGCGACGGGGUGUUUCCUCCAGCCAUAAUUUCUGGAAGUUAAGGAAUAACUUCGGGAAAUCCAGCAGAUAAUGACCCCUUGUUAUAGAGCAUCUUGGUGUCUGUUGUUCAUAGCCUUGAGUUGAUUUCUACAGUAUGAAUCUUGGUUCUAAUGCUAUGUGAGGAAUACUGUUGACAAAGUCGAGACCAUUGUGUAUUUAACAAGACAAUCUACUGCAAUUUAUACUUUUGGUUCAGUUUUGAUCAUCAGUCUAGAUCUGAAAGGAAAUAACUCACUGGGUUUCUGUGUCUGCUUCCUUUUUCAGAUCAGAUAAGGGUGCUACUUGAUAGGCAACAGCAAUUGCAUGAGAAACAAUCUGACCUGAAGGCACUGCUUGAAGCAUUCAGAGCAUCUGAAAACUACGCAAAUGACAACCUUCCAGUGGGUGUGGAAGAUUGGUCUGGGUCUUUUGAAUGGGACUCUCGAGCUGAUGAUAUCAAACUCAAUAUCUUUGGUAUCUCAAAAUACCGAGCAAAUCAGAGGGAGGUUGGUGGUUCUAAUUCUCCUUACUGUUCCGCUCCUUUAUCUUGAAUUGAUGUUGAUGUUCUCGGUGGUGACUUUCCCUCCAAUUCAAUCCUUUUUGUUUAAAUGUAAACUACUUGACGAAUCUUGAAAUGCUGUUUAGCAAAAUUGUCAUUUCAGUCGACAUAGAUUUAAAGGAAACUAUGGAACAACAUAAUGGCUUUCGACUAGGGAAUGACUUUACCCAGAAGCCCUUCCAUUGAACCUCUGGGAAAUUGAUGGCUUCGUGAUGGCAAUGAGUGAAAGAGUGGACAAGGUUGCUGUGCCAAGAUGAAUGAUGUAACACUUCCUUUUUUGGGAGCUCCGUAUCUGUAGAGUUUCAUAUACCCUUCGUUUAUGUCUUUCGCUGUUGUAUCAGGUAGUUUGCCUUUUUUGGAUGCUGAUCGUAGACGUCUGUGACUAUUCCUAUUCUUAUUUUUUAAUAAUGAAUAUGCAGUAUAAUCAAUGUUCAAGAAAAAUCAAACGUAUUCCCUAUGCUGGUUGGAAUAUGCAGUAUAAUAUAGGUUUGGGAGCAUGGUUUGGUGACAUUUUUUUAUCUAAAACAGCCUAUUUAGAUCAAUUCAUAUCUCAGGAGCUCAAGAUAAAAGGCCAUACAAACUCAUUAAACUGUGGGAAACAAAAGUACAUCGAGCUGACUUGAUUGAUCUCAUUCAACCCAAUUUGAGACGGUUGCCAUUCAGGAAUAACUUAGAAUUAGUGGUCUCUAAUAAAUUUUUUGUGACUAUGCUAUUUUUGUGCGGGAAUAGUUUUUAAUAAUGGAUAUUUCAUCGUGUCAGAUCGUAAAUGCUGUGAUGAGCGGGAGAGAUGUCCUUGUUAUAAUGGCUGCAGGUGGUGGCAAGAGCCUUUGCUACCAACUCCCUGCUGUUCUUCGUGAAGGUGUGGCCCUUGUUGUCAGCCCCUUGCUUUCUCUCAUACAGGAUCAGGUGCUCAUGAUUUCCUUCUGGAUCAGUGAGUUUCUUAUAUGUAGCUUAUUUUAAACAAUGGAUGCCUCUAUUUUUAAGGUGAUGGCGCUGACUGCAAUAGGCAUCCAUGCAUGCAUGCUGACUUCAACUACUAGUAAGGAGAAUGAAAGAUCAGUAUACAAGACACUUGAAAAAGGAGAGGGGAAUCUUAAGAUUCUGUAUGUAACUCCAGAAAAAAUAUCCAAGAGUAAAAGAUUUAUGUCAAAGCUUGAAAAGUGCAACCAUGCUGGUCGUCUUUCACUGAUAUCCAUUGAUGUAAGUAAAUAUUUUUUAUAAUAUUCUUGAAUUUUGAUUAUGAACCUUGUAAGUAUGCUCUUACUUAAUUGAUCCAACCUGAAUACGAAAUUUCUGAAGUUUUGCGGUUGGAUCCUGGACAGGUUAAUUCGUUCCUUUCAUUCAUUUGAUAAUGAUUGCGUACAGAGGAGAUCAUAUGCCACUGUAUCAAACUUCAAAUUAUCUUAACUUGACAUCAGUUUUUCAUUUUAAUUCUUAUUCGAGUAUGAAAUUUUAGCAGCUAAUCUCGGUUGAUUGAAGACCAUUGGUAAACACUUUGUAAGGGGUACGGCAUGAAAUUUGUUUCUAAUAGGGAAUGGAUUGGCCAAAUCAGAUGUUCCCGCGGACUGAUAGAGGCAUUGGUUAUCAUCCGGAGUCAUCAAAGAUACAAGCAAACUUAUAAUUUUCAAUCUAACUGUAUUCAUGGGAUUUGGAAGCAAAAUGUACAGUUUGAAAUAAGCUUUAUGAGUUAGUUGGGAUCAUCAUGUAAGUGGUUGGUCAGAAGACUGUCCAACUUGCACACCAUUGACAGGAUAAUUUAUUAAGGACCUAUUGUAGAAAGUUGAAUCAAAGCUCAAAAGGGUUGAAUCCUUGAAGCCAUUCUACAUGGCCGAAUGUAUUCUCUUAAUCUGUGCGCCUAGCCAUCUGUUUCCUCUGAAAAUUUUAGCUCUUCGAGGUUGGGAGAGAAAGAAUUGAAGCCGUUGAACAUUCUUUCUUGGGGAAUAUUUCGAAUACAGUUAAGCAGAUCAGGAUCAUGUUAAAUAGGUCAGAGUUUGCAAAAGAAAUGCGAAAGGUGGUGUGGGAGGGGUUAAACACAAAGCUGUCAACAUUGUGCUGUUCUCUGGGUGGGUCUGAACGUUUGGGGCAUAAAUUCUUUGGGCUUUAGCAAGGGAAGAUACCAUUAUGGAAUUUCAAAAUGGAACAUUACACGGAGAACAGAUCCUCCAGGCCAUUUCUGGGUAGUAUACAGUAACUAAUGCAAGAUUUAUUUCGUUCCUGAAGAUCUGAACUCGGAAAUCAGUUCCUUUUUUUAGGUGUAUGGUGUUCAGUGUGUGCCGUUUAGAAGUAAUUCGAUAAAAUGCUUGAAUUUUGGCUAGUAGAUGAAGGGAUAUAAAUGCCUUUUGAAGCAAUACAUGAUAAGUAUUUUUUGCAGGAGGCUCAUUGUUGUAGCCAGUGGGGACAUGAUUUUCGACCUGACUACAAGAACCUUGGCAUCUUGAAGACUCAGUUCCCUAAAGUUCCCUUAAUUGCACUAACUGUAUGUUCCUGCGGAAAUAAUCUUUGUAUAGUUUACUCAAGUGAUCACUGACAUGUUAAAGGUUUUUUGCCCUAGGCGACUGCUACUCAGAAGGUACAGUUAGAUCUGAUGGAGAUGCUUCACAUUCCGAAAUGUGUUAAGUUCCUAAGCACAAUUAAUCGGCCAAAUUUGUUUUACAAGGUAUUUCGUCUAUACUCAGAUUUGGUUUGAGAUCAACUGACGAUAAAUAGUAAGAAAUGAUAUUAUGGUCAGUCUCCUCUGUCACAAGGUCAGUGGAAAGUCAUCAGUUGGAAAGGUGGUCAUUGAUGAAAUCGCAGAAUUCAUACAAAGUUCGUACCCCAACAAAGAGUCUGGAAUUGUGUAUUGCUUUUCAAGGAAGGAAUGCGAGCAGGUUCUAUACAAGUCCUUAGAUUUAUAUUGAACAUCAACUCUUGAAGAUGUACAGUUCCAUCAUGUUGUAUGAUUUCUUUCUUAAAAUUCGUUAUGCUGGACACUGCAUUAUUGUUUAUGUUAUUGAAUUGAAGUAAAUGCUUACCAUGGUUUCUUCAUAAGCUAUUUACAAGCCUUUCUUGUGCUCUAUUAGUAGCGUACUGAAAUGGAAACUGAAAAUUAUCAACAAGGAACCUAAGAUGAGGCUCUAUUGAUAUCCUUCAGUUUUUAUGGGGAGAAUGAAAGCUCCAAGGAGGGAGAGCGAUUGCCUUUUAAGAAUGAAUGGUAAAACAGAGAACUAUGGUCCAUGGUUGAAAUUUAAAAGUUUUCUCUCACGCUGAGGGGUUGUGGCGCAGUGUACAUUUAGAGGAUGAUAAUUUAAUGGAGUUGAUGCAGCCUGAGGACAGAGGAGUUUGUAUCACAUUCUUGAAUCUUUGAAAAAACAUGAUUUUGAUGAGGUUUCUUCAUCUUGAAUCCACAAAACGUAGAAACUUCGACCCUUGAAUCCACAAGGGGUUGAUCCUGGGUACCACAGGAUCAAAAGGGUUUCCUGAAUCCACAGGGGUCGCUGGAAUCCACCAGCAGAUGAAGAGGACCUCAGAGGAAGAAGAAAUUCGUAGAUCUUAUUUAAUGUCUCUUUGGCUAGAUGAGGGGCCUUUAAAUAGGCCGAAAAUCGGUUAAUUGGGAGCCUAAAAUUUGAACGUCAAACAAAUUUAAAAUGACUAUAAGAGGGAACUUUCUCAUCAUAGGACCUGUUUGUUGUGUGACGGUUGCGAUCUUAUUAAAUGUCUAUAAUCUCUUUCCAACUUUUCUCUCUCACGCUUACUGAAAUUUAGGUGGCCAAAGAGUUGCGUGAACGAGGAAUUUUGGCUGACUACUACCACGCUGAUAUGCAUGAUGGUGCCCGUGAAAGGGUUCAUACGCGGUAUGCUCGGUUUCUAAUGAUGACUGGCGGCAUGAGAGAUCUUUCUUUCCCAUGCUUCUGGUUUGUAUUCGUCAAGUGGAACAUCGGUGGAUGUGUUAUCUUUUAGAAUAUUGUCUAGAGUAACACAUAAAUAGCAAAAGUAUUGCUUUGGUAUUCAAGUACUAAUGUUUGAAAUGAAAAAAAACAUUUUUUAAUACUUCCCACGGGUAUCACAAUGCAAUAUCAUGUUGUUAAGCAGCCAAUUGUGCCUUAUAAAUUACUUAUUUUUGCUGACUAUUUUCAUGAGUUUUUCUGGAGAUGAGAACUGGUGUCUUUAGCAAGUUUUGGGAUGGGAAAGCUUAACUUUUUAUAUUUAGACGGUGCUUUUGGCACUAUAACAUUUUUAACCUAUUAUUUUGCACAUUUUUUUAGGUUAUAUCCCAUUUCUUUUUAUUGAUAUCCAAAUAAAUAGACGAUUUAUAUUUUUUCAAUAUUAUGAAAUCAUAUUAUUUUUUUGGGAGCUAGAUUGACACCAGUCUUCUUGUUCUCCUGGACAGUUGGAGCAGCAACAAAUUACAGGUAAUUGUCGGCACGGUAUGUAUCCCAAUGGCCCCCAAUUUUCUACUAAAUGCAUGAGGUUAGGAUCUGAUGAAUUGUUGGGUUAUUGUAGGUGGCAUUUGGCAUGGGAAUUAAUAAACCAGAUGGUGCGUAUUCCAUUUGCUGCACUUAAUCCAUCGAUGUCAGAAUUUUAAAGAUUUUGUUGUCGUUUAUCUCUCUUCUUUGUAUCUGGGAUUUUGAGAAGCGUAGAUUAUCCUGAUAUAAUACUGAAGGUAUUAUUUUUUAUCUUUGGUGACCUGUCAGAAUUGCUUGGCUUUUGUUUUUGCCAGAUAAUUGAGUAAUUUGUUUUCUCUUGGUUUGGCAUGGAGUUCAUAAACUACGAUAAAAUAUUAAGGUAUUUACCAUUGUGAUGAAAGAAGUCCCCGAAAUUACUACGGUAGUUCAACUCUUGGAUUUUUUCAUUGGAGCUUUCAAGAUUGAGGAUUUUAAAGAGACUCCCUACUCAGUCGGAAUCCACAUGGGUGUUUUCAUUCAUUAGGACUCUAGGAUUACAGGGGGGAGGGAGCAAGAAAUUCAUGAGCAUGCCACUUAAGUAGAUGGACAGGUUGUUGUGGAGAGCUAGAGUUGCUUAUGUUGAUGUAAGUGGGCUAGGGGAUCCAACAACUUGGUUGGACUGGAUUGUUGUGAUUUUUUGAAUUAAUAACAUGCUAUUUAUGCUGAUUCAAAGCAGGAAUGACUUCUCAAAAAAAAAAAAAAAAGGGUGAUCCUCUUUUCUGAACGAUGACCCAUCACCGCGUUUCCUUCUCUAUCAAGGCAGUUGUAGAAUGAUUUCCUAGCUUCUAUUCUUCUUUCUAUAUUUUCCAGAGCUUACUGAGCUUUCGGAUCUCAUGUGCUAUAGGGCGUACAGAAAGAAAAUAAUAUGCCUUUUGAAUUUCUAUGGGUCAAUAUAUUACUUUGAUAAAAUCCAAUCAUUAUUGCCUUCUGAUUAAUUGAAAAUUUACGUUUUUAGUCAGGUUUGUCAUCCAUCAUAGUCUCAGUAAAUCAAUGGAGACAUAUUAUCAGGUGGCAUCUCUCACUUCGUUCUCUGUUUUUAGUGAAUAUCUUUUGAUAACCAUUCAUGUUUUUGGUCUCCAUUACAUAUCUAGAAUGAUUUUUUUCUCUGUCCUGACUUCCUAUACCUUUGUUAUGAAAUAAACUUUCAUAAUUAUGCGAAAAAAAAACCCAGGAGAGUGGUCGAGCUGGUCGAGAUGGGCUCCCUUCAGACUGUGUAUUGUAUUAUAGACCUGCCGAUGUCUCUAGGCAGGUAAACACUUCCAUCCAUUAUCAUUAUCAUUCAAGUGCUCAGGGACCUUUUUUGUUGAUCGUUCUAAGAUGAUGUUCCCCUCCCCUCAGAGUUCUAUGGUUUUCUAUGAGAAUUCUGGCUUGCAAAAUCUCUACGACAUUGUACGCUAUUGUCAGGUAACUUAAAUGUCAUAUCGCCAUGUGAGAAAAUUGUACGCUAUGGUAGUUUUCUAUUUAUCUUGUGGUGAAAAAAUUGUGCUCUUCCCGACGCCCAGACUCUCGUGUGUCUCCUAGCAAAGCAACAUAACUGCUCUUUAGUCAUGAAAUAUAUUUCUAAUUUAUGAACUUUUCUCUGCUCUGUGUAAGGCCUUAAAUUUCCCCUUGAAUUAAGGUUUUAUCCGAUGGAAGUAUCUUAGGUACUUUCCUGAAUUUCAUGUCCACGUUUCUUUCCUUGUCAAUUCCUGAAAUAUGAAAAAAAAUAAAAUUGUUCCCGGAAAUUUCUCCACUUUCCCUUCAUUUGUCGUCUUCUGUUAAUGGAAGGUUUUUGGUAUGUGAUGCUGUAGUGCCAUCGUCUGAAUUCAUCGGUGACUAGUCCUUCGCUGUUUCUCCCUGCUCUUGUUCUAUCUUAAUAGGAUCUCGACAUUUUCUUGAUGAUCCCACGCUUAAUUGAGAAGUGAUCAUUUGUUUGAUGCUUUUUCGCUUUUCAUCUAGAAACAUCUGCACAUACAACUUCACAGCGUGCACAAAGGCCUAGUUCUAUAUUUUUCAGCCAAAUUGGUGCCUGCCUUUGGGUUGGAUUUCGGAUUUAGUUCAUUGAUUCAGUUGUCUUUAUGAACUGGUCCAUUAUUAUCUAUUAGACGGAGUUUAUUUCAACAAGUUUUCUUGUGUGUAGAUUUCGUUUCAUGAUACAGCUAUCUAAAUUUGACCUUUCAUCACAUCAACCUACGUCCCUAGGGAAGUGAAAUAUUAAAUUACGGCCAAUAAAUUUUCCUAAAAAGUGUUUUCGUAAGAAAUUUAACCAUUGUGUGUAUAAGUUGAAUAUGUCAUAAGGUUAGUGUUUCUUUCCAUUACAGUCCAGAAGAAGCUGUCGGAGAAAUGCAUUCUUUCAUCACUUUGGAGAGCCAUUGAAGGAUUGCAAUGGUAGCUUCUUACUGCCUCGUUCUCACGCUCUUACAUUAGUCCAUCAAUAGAAAGGUGCAUCAGUCACUUACAAAUUCCUGCCUUCUGUGCACAGGGAUGUGCGACAACUGUGCAAAUGGAAAUGAAGCAAAGGAAAUAGACUGCACUUGUAUGAUGAAGUUUCUCUGACCUCCUUGGUACAAUUUUUAGGAUUUUUAUUUUUAAAUGAUUUCUAUCCUGUCAUGAUUCGCUUCCCCUCUUCUUCAAAGUUUCGACCACAACUAAUUGUUAAUCAGGAGUUUCAGUAAGCAUCUAAGAUCAUAACCCAAGAAAUAGUCGUGUCCUAAAAUGUAUGUCAAGCUAAACCGGAAGACAAGAAGUUAGCUAGGGUUAUAAACAAAAGGCUUAUCAAGGAGCAUUAGCUCUGUCCUGAGGCGCAAAGGCGGAUAUGUUUUUGGAACAAACGGCUCUGUUUUGCGAACGCCUCGGAUUGAGACUUUUGUUAUGACAUGCUAUGUUUUCUCCCCCAUUGCUAGUAGGUUGAUGGGUUUGCACACCAGCACAUAUGUUUCGGCCUACCCAACUGUAAAGGAUGUACCAGUUGUUCUGAGACAUAUUCGUUCUCAGAAAUAGUGUGAAACUGAUGAAAAUGAAAUGGAAUGUAGAAAAACACCAGAUAUGACAUGUUUGCAGGAAAUUCGAGUGUCGUAGAAGAUUAUGUUCUCGGAGAAGGUGAUGAAAUUACGACACUAUACUCAGGUCUAUAAUUGAUUUUGUCAGGUUGUCUAGUUGUCAAGUUCCUGACCAUCUGGAGUGGCUUGUCCAAAACUUUGGUCAUCCAUCUGAUGGGGAAGGAAGGUGUGGGAGUGCUAGAUUUCACUUAUUUUGAUGGAAAGAUGAUUGAAUGUUUUUCAAAACUAUUCAUUUCGAGUGAGUUGGUGUUGAUCGAGUGUUUUUCUCUCACCCAUAUGCGAGAGUAUUGUGUCACUUUGUGAACUGAACUAACCGAGAGAUGAGGCUCUUACAGUGAUGAUAAAAUGCGAUUAGCCCUCCACACCCUGUUUCACAUGAAAUGAUCCCUUAUUCUUUUUGAAAAUCUCUACUAGUGUAAAGUGUUAGUGUCGCUUGAGCUGUUUGGUGUUGAUACUUUACAAGGUUUCAUCGCAUUAGGUUGCUUAUUGUUGGAUUGAUAAUCAUCAUCUGAUUAUCAGCGUUAGGGAUUAUAUGAAAGGUGAACUGUCUAUGCUUCUGAAGUUUGGUGUUGAAUCUUCAGAUCAUGCGAAAGUCAUCGUCUCUCUAUUGCAAGAAAUGCAAGGAAACGACCAGAGAACUACAAUUUUGCAGCUAGUGGAUAAGGUGAAAGCCAAGAUAAAGGAACUUGGUAAGAUCAUAAUCACUUAAAUAUUUUGUUAUUUUCACCGACUUUUUCAAGUCCUCGAACUGGGGGGCCUCGACCUCUUUGCUGAGUUUUUUUUAAAUUCAAUUGGGAGAAUGGGUGUGAAAACAUGUUUCCCAUGUCCAAGUGGAUAACGAUGUGUUCUAUGGCAGUGAUGCAUUGCAGAAAUAUCCUCUUUUUAGCUGCUAAAGCAUGGUAUUGGCAAGCAGAAUUGUAGCGUAUGAUGAUCUGACAAUGAUCUAUAAAAGGAACUGUUAAAAUUUCCGUACCAAGAUGGCAUUAAAUUACCCAAGAAAAUUCUGAUUGCUCAUAAUAUUCGGAACGAUGUAGGCUCAUCAUUUAGUACUUCCUAUUUUUUUAUUUUGGUUUGGUGAAGGCUCUUUUGUCUUAUUUUGGAAAUAGAUUGUAUAAAAUUCCAUUAUUUUCCGCGGAUCCUGUAAUUUUAUUUUAUAUCAGACGGCGAAAUCAUGUAGUAAUUUUUUGUUUUCCUAGGUGCUUCAGGGCAGAAGACUCCUGAACUUAGAAAGGAAGAUCUAGAGCAGGUCAUCGUGCAGCUCAUUGUGGACCAUGUUCUGGUAAGCUACUUCCUCGAAACGAUUCAGGUUGAGAAUGAUCUUAUGGCACUAAUUGGGGGUGGGUGGCGGGGAACGCCUUCAGACGAGUGAUUUAAUGCCUCUGAAAUGAUUCCUUCCUUCAUGUUAAGAUCACAGAUAGGCUCUUAGUAUAAUAAACAUGUGUGAAUUGUUUAUAUAGGGCUAGAAAUCUUGUUCAUAAGAUGUAUGAUUCAACCCGACCCAUCAAUGUUCUGAUUAUCAUUUCUCAUCAAUCUUUCUGGAUGUUUCAUCUGAUCCGGUUGGCCGUCUAAUUUCAGUUUAUCUUCUUUUUUUUAUAUUUUUUUCCCUAUAAAUAGAGAGAAGAAUUUCAGCAUACAGCCUAUGCAACAAAUGCUUAUGUCACGCUUGGACCGCUCUGGAGGCAGGUCUUGCAAGGUGAGAGUAUAAUCUCUUCAGCAGCAUUCAAUCUUAGAAAAAGAGCUCAGCUCAAAAAAAAAAAAAAAAAAAAAAAACCUGAUUUUUUUGUGAUCUGAAUUGUAAAUUAUGGCUCCAGAUAUUUUUCUGAUAGAAAAAAUGAAAACAUUAAUUACAUAAUUGGGCUCGGCCUCAUCCAGGAUCCAGGGCCGUCAGCCUGGAGAUGCCCGGUGAUCGGGCAGGCGGCAGCAUUAGAACAAGAUCAUCUCAGCCCAGCAGCUUUGCUCCGGGUCUCGAGACCAAGCUUGAUGAGCUGAGGAGAGUGAUUUCUUCUUCUUCUUCUUCGUCUUCUGCUCAGGGUGAGAUCUUCCCUCACGCUGUUCUAUCCGCCCAGCAGAUCCGCGCCAUCAGCACCCAAAAGCCCACAUCAUCGGAAGAGGUGGAACGGAAAUAUUUACUCUUUCUAUCAUUUUUUAUAUUUUUUCAAGAUAAAUAAUUCCUCUUUUUUUAAAUUUUUUUACAAAUCCCUCUGUUCAUCUCUGUGAACAACAGCCUGAUCAGAGGGUUUAUGUAUUUAUUUUCUCUUCGCCCCAGCAGAAAUAUUAUUUAUUAUUUGUUUAAUAUUCUAUUUGCUGAUUGGAAGAUUUGUUUUUUCUAUUUAUGGGGGUGAUGAUUUCUCCUGGGUUUGAUUGUCGCAGCUGGAGAAGCUGAUUGGGAAGUUGAAGGCGGGGAGGUAUGGCGGCAGGAUACUUGGGCUCGUCCGGGGGUACGCUGGGGGCGAGGGGACCCUGGGGAAGAGGCCGAGGGAGGAGCAUUCUCCCGUUUUUAUUGGGAGCAGCGAGGACGAAUGCGUUGGCAACUGA
Messenger RNA from Spirodela intermedia, 11144 nucleotides. The record is from the annotation of a GenBank genome assembly. NCBI's taxonomy places the organism in Eukaryota, Viridiplantae, Streptophyta, Magnoliopsida, Alismatales, Araceae.